Messenger RNA from Lycium ferocissimum, 1271 nucleotides. RefSeq names its product mannan endo-1,4-beta-mannosidase 5-like. The coding region runs from base 27 to 1271 and encodes 414 amino acids. Gene Ontology annotation, molecular function: hydrolase activity, hydrolyzing O-glycosyl compounds. Lineage: Eukaryota; Viridiplantae; Streptophyta; Magnoliopsida; Solanales; Solanaceae. The record is from RefSeq and is a predicted model, not a curated record. The transcript has 5 exons.
CAUUGUCUAGCUCUACGUGCAUACAAAUGACUAAUUUUACUAGGAUCAUAAGCUCUUUCUUUGCCUUAUUGUUGUUCCUAGUUCUUGCUUGUGAAGCUAGGCCAGUUCCAGGAAGAAGUAGUAGAGGAUUUCUUAGAACAAAUGGUGCUCAUUUUGUAGUAAAGGGAUCACCUUUCCUCUUCAAUGGUUUCAACUCUUAUUGGCUAAUGCGCGUAGCAGCUGAUCCAAGUGAAAGAUACAAAGUCUCUGAGGUAUUUCAAGAAGCCUCUGCUGCUAGCCUUUCUGUCUGUCGAACUUGGGCAUUCAGUGAUGGAGGAGACACUGCAUUACAACUAUCACCUGGUGUAUAUGAUGAACGUGUUUUUCAGGGAUUGGACUUUGUGAUCUCGGAAGGAAGAAAGUAUGGGAUUCGCUUGAUAUUGAGCUUUGUCAACAACUACAAAGAUUUUGGGGGAAGACCUCAAUAUGCUCAAUGGGCAAGAAAUGCAGGAGUCCAGAUUAAAAGUGAAGAUGACUUCUACACUCAUCCAGUUCUCAAAGAUUAUUACAAGAAUCAUGUUAGGAAAGUUGUAACAAGGUUCAAUACCAUCACUGGAAUGGCUUAUAAGGAUGAUCCAACCAUCAUGGCAUGGGAACUCAUAAAUGAGCCUCGUUGUCAGGCUGAUUAUUCUGGAAAAACAGUAAAUGGUUGGGUUCAAGAAAUGGCAAGUUUUGUGAAAUCAAUAGAUAAGAAGCACUUGUUGGAGAUAGGAAUGGAGGGAUUUUAUGGCGAUUCGAUGCCUGAAAGAAAACAAUUUAAUCCUGGUUAUCAAGUUGGAACAGACUUCAUUAGUAGCCAUCUCAUCGAAGAGAUUGAUUUUGCCACUAUCCAUGCUUAUACAGACCAAUGGUUAUCAGGACAAAAUGAUGAUGCUCAAAUGGAAUUCAUGCAAAGGUGGAUAACAAGUCAUUGGGAAGAUUCAAGUAGAGUAUUGAAGAAGCCGUUGGUGCUAGCUGAAUUUGGAAAGUCUAGCAAAGAUCCAGGAUACAAACUAAAUGCAAGAGACACAUUCAUGAGCAGUGUAUACAGAAAUGUUUAUAGUUAUGCAAAAUAUGGGGGAACAAUGGGAGGUAGCUUAUUGUGGCAACUUGCAGGACAAGGGAUGGAGAAUUAUGAUGAUGGUUACUCAAUUAUCUUAGCACAAAAUCCAUCUACUGCUGGAAUUAUCUCUGGUCAAUCACAUGCCAUGACCACGUUAGCUCAUUUGCUUAAUAAUGACCAUCAAGUCUAA